AUAUGUCUUCUCAGUUUGCACUCUGCUCUUUGCCUCCAUGAUGGUGACAUGGAAUCGACAAUAAAAUACCUUCACCGCUGUUCUACUUCUAUACAGAACCAAUCAGAUGUUAUUACCAAUACUCCAAAAGUGGAAUCCAUUGAUUCCGGCGUAUUUGCUUCCAUCCCAGUAAAACCCCAUGGUGAGGCUCGCUCUACGUUUUAUUCUGUACUAAUUGUCCGACUUGCUUCGACUCACUAUCUUCGCAUUUUGUGA
This is a messenger RNA of Protopolystoma xenopodis, 255 nucleotides long. NCBI's taxonomy places the organism in Eukaryota, Metazoa, Platyhelminthes, Monogenea, Polystomatidea, Polystomatidae. The record is from the annotation of a GenBank genome assembly.